This is a messenger RNA of Lichtheimia ornata, 1761 nucleotides long. RefSeq lists its product as uncharacterized. Gene Ontology annotation, molecular function: RNA binding. The transcript has 5 exons. NCBI's taxonomy places the organism in Eukaryota, Fungi, Mucoromycota, Mucoromycetes, Mucorales, Lichtheimiaceae. Gene Ontology annotation, cellular component: ribonucleoprotein complex. The record is from RefSeq and is a predicted model, not a curated record. Bases 1 to 1761 code for a protein of 586 amino acids.
AUGUACGAGCAAGCAUCAUCCAUGUCGUCUUUGACAGCAGACCUAAUCCACCCUACAUCGACAGCCGUGGACAACGGCAGAGACAACACUAGCAGUAGCAAUUCAAAUACCAAUGUCCGAUUCCCAAAGAGACAUCAACAACAACAGCAGCAGCAGUCUCCUAUCCAACCACCCACCACGCCAUUAACAGCGUCAUCCUCUUUUACAACGCAGCAUAGCAACAGCAGCAGCACAACAACAACCACACCCAUUCACGAGUAUUCAUUAUUUGAUCAACACCCAGCUGCAUGGGAAUGGUUUGGAAACAAUGACAAUAGCAAUGUUUGGCGUAAACAUUCGGUGGCAGCAGAUGGAGCUGAUUUUGGAUCAUGCCAACAACAACGACGUGGUAGCGUUGCCUAUCAAAGUGGUGCUACAACAGCAGCAGAUUGGCGUCGUGGAUCGGCUGCAGCAGCCGCAAGUGGUCUGUGCUGUGCUUUGUGCUCCUCACCGCAAGCUGGAUCCCAACUAUGCGGCCACACCAUCUGCCACACUGCAUCCGUUUGGGAACAGCUAUCAGCACAAUAUGAUGCAAUUCAACAAUCCACUACCACCACCAAUGCACAUCACCAGCACCCGUUUGCUGCAAGCAUGAUGCAACAACAACAACAACAAUUGUUGACACCUCCUCCUUAUUACCCAUGUGUCAAAUUAGCUAAUAUCCCUUGGGACGUUUCACAAAACGAUGUACGCCAAUUUUUCAGUCACUGCCGAUUGCCAAACAUGUCCGUGCAUGCUCAAGCAAUUCAUAUUAUGAUGGAUCGUACCACCGGCAAAACACUUUCAGAUGCCUAUGUUGAAUUUGCUACCUAUGCUGAUUUGCGUCGUGCCAUGGAAACGCGUGAUCGUAAACCUCUCAAAGGCCGUAUUGUCACUGUCAAUGAAUGCACCCAAGAAGAAUUACUCAAAGUGGUGUUCCCUAAAUGGCGUGGUCAAUUUUGUGGCAUGUCAGCCAUCCCACCUGCUUCGGAUGUUGUUAAAAACAUGUCGACCGCUGCUGGUGGUGGUGGCUCUGGAUGUCCACCUUUUGUCACUCGUGAAGAAAUCAACUCUUUGUUGGUCGUAUGCAAGAAUUACAAGCUCCAUUUCUCUCGUAAAUGUGCAGAGCGGCCAUUCGAAAACAUUAUCAGCGUCAUUGCAAAGUAUCCAUGGCAUCAAGCCCACCUCAUUUCGGCUAUUCAUCGUGAUCAUAUCUAUGAGAUGCUCAAAUUGUCUAUUGAAUCACUCAAAAUACAUCUAUCCAAGGAUUAUGUACAGAUUGAUGGCACCUUAUUGGAACGUCUCGUACGUGUUGGUAUCAUGUGCCCAGCAUUCACCGAAAGACAAAAAACAACCUUGUUACAAACCGCCCGUAUCGGAUGCCCACCCGAUUUGAUGCACUAUUUGCUACCAUUACCACCUCCUAUGCCAUCUACUGCCGGCCUUUAUACUACACCACGUGUAAUGCCUUCCACUUUACCCUUCAUUUCUCAACCACCACCAAAGCAACAAUACAAGCUUGAACAACUCCAAUCCCAACAACGUAUCAAGCAGCAAUAUCAACAAGGUGCCAAUGAUCUCGCCACAUGUUUUCCUGAUCCCACCAAAGAUGUGCUUGAGCAGCUGAACGCUUUAUCGAUCCAUAACAACGGUGGUGGUAAUGAUUACUUUUUUGGUAAUUCCAAGUCUCCAAGCUCAGCAUCAUCAUCCCUUUCGCUGCGUGAUCCAGUGUUGACUGUUUAA